UCCUGCAAUCUGGCCAACAGCCUCAUGAGUGAGCAGGAGCCAUGUGACUGUGGCGAGCUGGGGUGUGUAGUUGCCUCCUGCUUCAGAGCUACCUGAUCCGAAUACUAAGCAGAGCUGCCGCCGGAGCUGUGCAUGUAACACGCUGAGGAGACUGCAAAGGAAAGUGUCCGUUCCAGAGGCAGCUCGCAACAUGGAGAUUAAAGACCAAGGAGCGCAAAUGGAGCCGCUGCUACCCACGAUGGGGAAGCUGAGACACAGAGACUAAGUGACUUUCCCAAAGCCACACAGCAAGGCAGUGACAGAGCCAGGAUUAGAACUCAGAACUUUCUGGAGCCCAGUCCCAGGCUUUAAGCAGUAGACCACAUUGUUCACUGAAGUCAACAAGCAUCUCAAUGCAAUAAUGGACAAUUCCAAGGACUCUUACAUGAGAAAUGAUGAAGAAGCUGUCGUGGACAGAGGUGGCACUCGUUCCAUUCUCAAAACGCAUUUUGAAAAGGAAGACUUGGAAGGUCACCGAACAUUGUUCAUUGGAGUUCAUGUGCCACUAGGUGGAAGAAAAAGUCACCGACGUCAUAGACACCGUGGACACAAACACAGAAAGAGAGACAGGGAACGAGAUUCAGGAUUAGAGGAUGGGAGAGAGUCUCCUCCUUUUGACACCCCAUCACAAAGAGUACAGUUUAUUCUUGGAACAGAGGAUGAUGAUGAGGAACACAUUCCUCAUGACCUCUUUACUGAACUUGAUGAGAUUUGCUGGCGUGAAGGAGAGGAUGCUGAAUGGAGAGAGACAGCAAGAUGGUUGAAGUUUGAAGAAGAUGUAGAGGAUGGUGGAGAGCGAUGGAGCAAACCAUACGUUGCCACUCUGUCACUUCAUAGCUUGUUUGAGUUGAGAAGUUGUAUCCUGAAUGGUACAGUUCUACUGGACAUGAGAGCUAAUUCUUUAGAAGAAAUUGCAGAUAUGAUUCUUGAUCAACAAGUGGGCUCAGGGCAGCUCAGCGAAGAUGUUCGUCACAGAGUACAUGAAGCUUUACUGAAGCAGCACCACCAUCAGAAUCAGAAGAAGUUAAGCAACAGGAUUCCAAUUGUCAGAUCCUUUGCUGAUAUUGGCAAAAAACAGUCUGAGCCUCAUUCCAUGGACAAAAAUGCAGGUCAGAUUGUUUCUCCACAGUCUGCUCCUGCCUGCAUUGAAAAUAAAAACGACGUGAGCAGAGAAAACAGCACUGUUGACUUUAGCAAGGUUGACCUACACUUUAUGAAAAAGAUACCUCCUGGAGCUGAAGCGUCAAACAUUUUAGUUGGUGAACUAGAGUUUUUGGAUCGUGCCGUAGUUGCUUUUGUCAGAUUGUCCCCUGCAGUAUUGCUUUCAGGACUAGCUGAAGUUCCAAUUCCAACAAGAUUUUUGUUUAUUCUUCUGGGACCACUAGGGAAGGGCCAACAGUACCAUGAGAUUGGAAGAUCAAUUGCAACACUAAUGACAGAUGAGGUAUUCCAUGAUGUUGCUUAUAAAGCUAAAGAUCGUAAUGACUUGGUUUCUGGAAUAGAUGAGUUUCUUGAUCAGGUUACAGUUCUCCCUCCUGGAGAAUGGGACCCAACAAUUCGAAUAGAGCCACCCAAAAAUGUUCCCUCUCAGGAGAAGCGCAAGAUCCCAGGAGUGCCAAAUGGAACAGCAGCUCACGGAGACCCGGUACCCCUAGGAGGACACAGUGGACCAGAAUUGCAACGGACUGGAAAGUUUUUUGGGGGAUUGAUUUUAGAUAUCAAAAGAAAAGCUCCCUUCUUCUGGAGUGACUUCAGGGAUGCUUUCAGUCUGCAGUGUCUAGCAUCAUUUUUAUUUCUCUACUGUGCUUGUAUGUCUCCUGUCAUCACGUUUGGCGGUCUGCUGGGAGAAGCAACUGAAGGUCGUAUAAGUGCAAUAGAAUCUUUGUUUGGAGCAUCCAUGACUGGAAUAGCCUACUCUCUCUUUGGUGGGCAGCCUCUUACUAUACUAGGCAGCACGGGGCCAGUGCUGGUGUUUGAAAAGAUAUUAUUCAAAUUUUGCAAAGAUUAUGGGUUAUCAUACCUUUCUUUGAGAGCUAGCAUUGGACUAUGGACUGCAACUCUAUGCAUCAUCCUUGUUGCAACCGAUGCAAGUUCCCUAGUCUGCUACAUUACCCGGUUUACUGAAGAAGCAUUUGCUUCUCUUAUCUGCAUCAUUUUCAUUUAUGAGGCCUUAGAGAAGCUAUUUCAUCUCGGUGAGACGUAUCCAAUCAACAUGCAUAAUGAUUUGGAACUGCUGACUCAAUACUCAUGUAGUUGUGUGGAGCCAGAUAAUCCUAGCAAUAAGACCUUGCAAUAUUGGAAUGACCACAAUAUCUCUGCAUCGGACAUAACUUGGGGAAACCUAACAGUGUCAGAAUGUGGGACGUUUCAUGGGGAGUACGUUGGACGAGCCUGUGGACAUCAUGGCCCUUAUGUCCCAGAUGUUCUCUUCUGGUCAGUCAUCCUGUUCUUUUCUACAGUAACACUAUCAUCCACACUGAAGCAGUUCAAGACUAGCCGAUAUUUUCCAACAAAGGUGCGAUCUAUAGUCAGUGACUUCGCUGUCUUUCUCACUAUUAUGUCCAUGGUUUUAAUUGACUAUGCCCUUGGGAUUCCGUCUCCAAAGCUUCAGGUUCCAAACGCAUUCAAGCCCACCAGAGAUGAUCGUGGCUGGUUUGUCUCUCCUCUGGGGCCUAAUCCUUGGUGGACCAUUUUAGCUGCCAUAAUUCCAGCUCUGCUUUGUACUAUCCUUAUCUUUAUGGAUCAGCAGAUUACAGCUGUUAUUAUCAACAGAAAAGAACACAAACUAAAGAAAGGGUGUGGAUACCAUCUCGACUUGUUGAUGGUGGCACUCAUGCUGGGAGUGUGCUCUAUUAUGGGAUUACCAUGGUUUGUUGCUGCCACUGUCCUUUCUAUUUCCCAUGUGAAUAGCUUAAAACUGGAAUCGGAGUGCUCUGCUCCAGGAGAGCAGCCCAAAUUUCUUGGAAUACGGGAACAAAGAGUUACAGGGCUCAUGAUCUUUGUCUUAAUGGGCUCAUCUGUCUUUUUGACAAGUGUUCUUAAGUUUAUUCCUAUGCCAGUACUCUAUGGGGUAUUUCUUUACAUGGGUGCUUCAUCUCUAAAGGGAAUUCAGCUUUUUGAUAGAAUAAAGUUAUUUUGGAUGCCCGCAAAGCAUCAACCAGAUUUUAUUUAUCUGAGGCAUGUUCCUCUUCGAAAAGUCCAUCUCUUCACCAUAAUUCAGCUGAGCUGUCUUGUACUCCUGUGGAUUAUAAAGGUUUCAAGAGCUGCCAUUGUCUUUCCAAUGAUGGUUUUAGCUUUGGUGUUUGUCAGAAAACUCAUGGAUUUAUUUUUUACCAAACGGGAGCUAAGCUGGUUGGAUGAUUUGAUGCCCGAAAGCAAGAAAAAGAAACUGGAAGAUGCAGAAAAAGAGGAAGAACAAAGUAUGUUAGCUAUGGAAGAGGAGGGCACUGUUCAGUUACCACUUGAAGGUCAUUACAGAGAUGAUCCAUCUGUGAUAAAUAUUUCUGAUGAAAUGGCAAAAACUGCCGUAUGGAAGACACUGCUGAUAUCCUCAGAGAAUGCAAAGGAUAAGGAGUCAAGCUUUCCUUCUAAAAGUGCUGAAAGCAGAAGAGAGAAGAAAGCUGACUCAGGGAAAGGUGUUGACCGGGAGACUUGUCUAUGACUUGUUCUUCAACUUAUUUUUACAAACAAAUGAAAGGAGUGCCACAAUCAUUAACAUAACUGAUUUGAUCAUAUAUUGUAAACUUUGUCUUUCAUCCCAAACUAGCACAGGUAAUGUAAGUAGUGCAAUAUUUAUUUCAUUUUCUUCUAAAUGUCUACACUGUCAGAUAUCUGUGCAAAAAUCUACUGUACCCAAUGCAAGAAUCUUCAUUUUCCUUGCUAUGUGUUAGCCAUUUGUUAAUACUGAAUUCAUCUAAUCAAUUUAGUAAGCAUAGUUUCUUUCAAAUUUAACUUAGUAGCUUUGUACUGGAUUUUUCUACUUCGCCUGUGUGAAAAUCCCUAAUAACUUCAUUCAAGACAAACUUGAAACAUAGCCCCAUUUCUUUUUUAGCUCUAGUCAAUUAUUUCAAGAGACCCAAAUUAACGAGUAAAAGUUAGUUUUAAAGAUUUUUGUGGUUUUUUUUUUAAAUAAUGACUGACCUGAUCCUAUCUCGCUAGAAUAAUCCUUACCCAUGUGAACUUUCCCAUUGAACUCGAGGGUUACUCUUGCACUAAGAGCACUGUUAUCAGACCUAAUAUUUAUGCAGUUUUCCUUGAAUUAAUACAGAAUAUUUAAUAUUCACAUUUGUAUGUAACUGGAACAUAAAAUCACAUAUCUAAUAUAUAAAACAUUCUCUUACCUUGUUAAAAAUGAAUAUUUCACAUCAUUGGAUAUUUCUUAUGGUAUUUGCUAAAAAUGCAAGCUGUGAUUACAGUGUCUUAUACUGUACUGAAUGUUGCAGUGGUCGGUCAAACAGCUGCAUUAUGUUGUUAAUGAACCCAGUAUUUUAUAAUAUUAGUGGGAAUUUUGUAGAUACAAAUCUUUACCAGACAUAUGCAGUUAUGUUGCCCUCCUAGUGAUGAUCGGUUUUCUGUUUAAUUGCCUAAAACCUUUAAACGCCAAAAAUAAAAUCAUACAUUAUGUUGCA
Messenger RNA from Caretta caretta (loggerhead turtle), 4667 nucleotides. RefSeq names its product solute carrier family 4 member 10 (gene SLC4A10). Gene Ontology annotation, molecular function: monoatomic anion transmembrane transporter activity; solute:inorganic anion antiporter activity; sodium:bicarbonate symporter activity. The record is from RefSeq and is a predicted model, not a curated record. Gene Ontology annotation, biological process: bicarbonate transport; monoatomic anion transport; regulation of intracellular pH. Lineage: Eukaryota; Metazoa; Chordata; Testudines; Cheloniidae. Gene Ontology annotation, cellular component: basolateral plasma membrane; plasma membrane.